Molecule: messenger RNA, 381 nt
Organism: Opisthorchis viverrini
Lineage: Eukaryota; Metazoa; Platyhelminthes; Trematoda; Opisthorchiida; Opisthorchiidae
Exons: 2
Coding region: 1-381 (126 amino acids)
Source: RefSeq, a predicted model, not a curated record
AUGCCACAUCGGCCGUCGCGUGGUGCCAUCAGCCGGGUCGCCUUACUUGCUGCAUCCAGCAGGGCGGGUAAGCGAAAACAGGCUACUGCUGGCGCCUCCAUUCUUUCUGCUUCACAUGCUUUUUCUUCCCCCUCUCCCCACCCCAUUACUAACUCUCUCCUUGUAGGCCCAGCACUUAGGACUGAUGACUCCGUUCGUCAUGCAUCGGUUCCUUCUGGUGGUAUGGCAGGUGGGCACCGAAGGAGUGCGAACGAGGUGAACGAUUUUUGCGAAACCAUCAAUGAUCGAAGGGGCGCGGUCUUCUUGAAUAAUGAAGAACGCCUCGACCGUUGGACCGAAAAAUUCGAACAACAAUUCUCGUGGCCACCUAGCCUCACUUAG